CCAUUCGCUUAACCUAGUAGCCCAGCGUGAACGUCUUCCGAUACGGCAGUAUCGUGACCAAAUCCUUUACUGCCUCGAGCGCUACCAGACGCUGGUGCUGGUCGGUGAAACCGGUUCCGGCAAGAGCACUCAAGUGCCGCAGAUAGUGGCCGUUGUCGGGUUGUAGAAAUCACUUUCCCUAUGCGCUUAUCUGCGCUGGUCGUCAUCGACAGGUGCGAGAUUGCAAUUAUAUCAGACACAAAACCUACCGAUAGCUAAAGCUAACUCCCAGUUGAACCAAUUUACCAUACAGUGUUCCCGUAACCGAAAGCGGCACCAUGGUCGGUCCCAGUUCGCAAAUCAGCAAACUUUUGCUGACGCUGCUUUUUCUACUAAUUAUUUUCUUCAUCUGGAUGGAUGUAAAUCUGUACAUUCGCAUCCAGGACUAUCCGAUCCGGGAUAAUGAGAUUCGGCUACUGAAUGGCAGUACGGUCCUGAAGCCAACCCUGCCAGUAGCAUCGUCCCGUGCGACGUCGGUAACACCGCUACGGCAACCGGAUGUGUCGGAUCGGUACGAGGACGUAUCUUGGGUAUCCUGCGAUCUAAACCCAUUGUGUGACGUCACGGUUAAGGCGAUGAUGUUGGAUCACACCAAUCACUAUCUGUUCGCACCGAUGGCAACACUGGCGGAUCAUCUGGCCGGAUUCUCCAAAGGGGACCUGAUAACGCCCAAUAUGAUUUCGUUUUUCCACGUUUUUGUGGCUAUUGCAUCCGGACGAAUGAUAGCUUCCGAUUCGUUGGGCUAUCGUAGAAUUGGAGUAGUAUUGUUCCAGUUUCGAACGUUCCUAGACGAUUUGGAUGGACACGUGGCGCGAGCAAAGAAGCACAUUCGAGGCGAACGAUCGGAUAUUGGUUCGGCUGGCUAUUAUAUCGAUGGGAUAUGCGAUGGUUUGGGUUGUAUUGCAUUGAUGAUUGGAGUGUUCAUCUUUCUGAAAAAUAAUCCUCCAAGACGGGGAUACACGCAGCUACAAUCGAUCAUCCCGGUGAUGGACACGAAAAAUUCAGAAUCGGGCGUUAUCUACAAGGUCAAGGUAACAACCAAGAAAGUUGUCCGAAAGGUUCUUUGUUACAGUGGCAUUUUACUGUUGAGUUCCACUGGCUGGAAUCGAUAUAUUGCAAUAUAUCAGGACAUGCUUGAACGAGAGGAUGUCACUCCAACGCAGUUCCUUCACCAGGAGUCGGUGUUUCGGUCGACUGGGUUCUUCUUCAUUUGUUGGUUGUGGCGAAUAUUCAACGUACAUGCCCUGCUUCAUUACUUGCUGCUGAGCAUCUUCUGUGAUAAACUGUGGGAGUACCUGCGCAUGAUCCAGUACGCCGGCUUCGUGAUGCUGCUGGUUAUCAUCAGUGUGGCCGAAAUGCAUCUUCUUGGGGUGCAAAAUUUUAUCUAUAAAUCGUUGACUGGUAACAAUACAUCGUUGUGAUUAAAUUAAGGUCAUGGAAAGGAAACAUUGAAUAACAUUCGGCGUCCUAAAGAAUUAGUAGUCCCUUACGUCCCACUAAUUCAUAUUAUUUGUUUGUGACUUUUUACAAAGCAUUGAUUAUACUGUAUUCUAGUAGGGAAUGCCACACUGCAAGCCUUAAAUGUUAGACAAAAGCCACAGAAGCUGCUGCAGAAGAAAUCAGAUUCGUCCUAUGAGGCCCCCACUACACAUUGAAUGUCGUGGUGAGUCUUUACGCGAAACGUUGAACUGUUUUAAUCGCUAGGAAGAAGAAACCAACGUAAAAAACGACAUUUAAACCAAUAGAGAAACACUUCGAACAACCCCAUGAAAACACUUCGACGAAGAUAAAUAACAAACAUACAAUAAAAAGAUGAAACUAUGUUCAGUGUUGGAAAUCACAAAGAGAAAUUUCUAUUUGUAGGUUUUACGUGUAAGAGAAAGAUGUGAAAUAGCUCUAUAUUUAGAUGUUAGUAUAUUCUAUUGACAGAAAUGAAACCGGAACAAUAUCAAAUCUACUUUACCGCGACCCGGAUGGACGACGAUAUGUGCAAUCGCAACAUACAUAAGAAGAAAGGCAGACAUGUUAGAGAAGAAUUAUAUAUGCGUAGUGAACCUGGUAGCCAGUUUGCAAGAUGUUGGUGCGUUCGUAGAUACUGUCCUUGUGAAGCAGCUUUUAAUCUUGCGGAAAUCGAAAUGAGAUGCAAAAUAUAUGUGUAUAUCUAAUGUUUGAA
Molecule: messenger RNA, 2212 nt
Organism: Malaya genurostris
Lineage: Eukaryota; Metazoa; Arthropoda; Insecta; Diptera; Culicidae
Gene: Cpes
Product: ceramide phosphoethanolamine synthase
Exons: 2
Coding region: 318-1460 (380 amino acids)
Biological process (GO): phospholipid biosynthetic process
Cellular component (GO): membrane
Molecular function (GO): phosphotransferase activity, for other substituted phosphate groups
Source: RefSeq, a predicted model, not a curated record